Acaulospora morrowiae is the source of this 3357-nucleotide messenger RNA. The record is from the annotation of a GenBank genome assembly. Lineage: Eukaryota; Fungi; Glomeromycota; Glomeromycetes; Diversisporales; Acaulosporaceae.
AUGACGACAAUAACUUAUGAAGAAGCGCCCAAGGUGAUUAUCGAAGAGAAAACCAAUACAGGAGAUAGUGUAUUUCCGGCAAUCACCCGUGAAGAGAAAAAUGGUUAUACUACCGUUGUCACCGAAGAAUAUGUUAGUCCUACUAAAAAGCAUCAGUUUUUAUCAUCGACACCACAUGAUAUGGAUAUAACAAUUGGUAAUACCAGUCAAGGAUCAAUAAGUGGCGACAAGGAAAUAACUUAUAAAACAGAUCAAAGUGCACUCGAUGAUUUUAAUAAGGGGAAAGAGGAACGAGAAGAGAAAAUCGAUUUUUUCUCGGUUGGCACAGAAGAAGAGAAAAAUCCUCUAUCGGGGGUUAAGUAUAAUGAAAAAGGUUAUCAAAUGAGAGCUUUGUUCCGAAAAACGUUAUCAUACCAAAAGCGUCAAAUGUUUACCAACAUUUGUUGUAUCGCUUUGUGUCCAUUAUUAAUGGUUGCUAUCGCUGGAAUCAUGGGCAUCGUGAUUCAAACUCUCAUAGAUAAUAGUAUAACUGCUGAUGAGUUAUUAUUUUGCUCAAAUGUCCAAGCCAAAGAUCAGUAUGGUAAUUUCAACACAAACGAUUCGCUCGUUCCAACCGUUCCCGCUGACCAAGUGCCCAACUCUUCUGGUAAUUCAAAGGUUGUCAAAUUAGUAAACUACUUUUUGCCACCUGCCGGUGAUGAAAUUUUUUCGACACCUGGAAAUCCAGUUUCUUGUGUGUUCGUGUUCGGACACGAUUAUCCCGAGGAGCCAAUUUACCAGCCUUCACUUAGUAAAUCCGACAACAAUACUAGAAGGGAUACAACAUUCAUGCCAGACCCGUCUUCAGGGAGUUGGUAUAAUGAGUUUGCGCUCAAUAUUCCUAUGUAUUUAAGCAUCCUAAGCCAAUACCAAUCAUUUCCCUGGUUCUAUGUUCGCAAUGCUAACGGUGCAGAUGCAGGAUCAAAACCCCGUCAACCACCCGUGAAUACCAUCAAAAACUUUCUACAAAAUAACGCUUCCAACCCCCAAUACUCUGGAAUCCUAGGAAACAUUGACACCGACUACUAUGCCAACAUCACUACCUCAAAAACACUUCAGAAUUUUCAAGCUGCUCCAUUCUUUGACACUUCCUCAAGCAACAGUAGUGUCGAUGAGUUCGACGACUUGCUCAAAAAAGGAAUACAGGACGUUAUUAAUGGUUUGGCUAAUGUUGACAAGGCAGUUUUGUUCGUUAGCAACCCACCGCGUGAUGAUUUAUUUACAUUCUACACAAGAGUCGCCUCUAUACUUACAAAUAUGCCAUGGGGUAAUAUACUAAUGGAUGUUGUCGAUCCAAGUGCAAAGAAAUGGAAUUAUACGCUACAAAUCGGCACUGACAUUCGAAUCUCAAAUGCGGCAUCAUUUCCGUCGCAGGGUUUCCGUAGGAUAGCAACGCAAAGUAAGCUUAGCAAUGGAAUUAUUCGUACUGUCAAUGGAACAUCUGCUAGCGGAAUAAAUGGAGUCAAAAUCACCCAGACGUAUCGAGCAUUUCCCCAACUGUAUACUACCAGCAUCAAGCUCCCCAUCGGAACGUUUGUCGGCGGGAUCUUGUAUCCAUUUGGUGUCUCCUUCCUGUUGCCCAUAUUCGUCAUCACAUUGACCAAGGAGAAAGAAGAUCGGAUUCUUGUAAUGAUGCAAAUGAACGGAUUGAAGAGUUUUACCUACUAUCUAACUCAUUACGUCCACUUCUACGUUUUGCACAUUUUAACCACGUUGAUAUUCGUGAUUGCUGGCCUUCUCUUCAAGAUGGAAAUCUUCACACAGACUCAGCCUGGAGUUUAUAUAAUAUUGCUUUUCAUCUGGGGACACGUGGAAAUUGCAAUGUCCUUCUUAUUCACCUGCUUCUUCUCGAAAUCAAGAACUGGCUUUAUCGUAACAUUCCUGAUUGUACUUUGUGGAAUCAUUACAAGUUUGGCUACCGAAUCGCUAUACAGAGGUAAAGGUGGUGCCCCCGCCGGAUACUUUUUGUGGCCACCGUUUGCUUUCUACCGUGCGCUCAGUUUGAUUAAUUUCAGGAGCGUCAGUAAAACUCUUAGUGCAUACCGACUAAGUGACCUGAUCGGUGGUGAUGAAGUGUUGAGCGCCAUAAUCUACAUGACGGUCGAAUAUUUCGUAAUUUUACUCCUCUCUGCUUACCUUAACGCCGUAAUCCCAUCCGAAUUCGGAGUAAACAAACCUUGGCACUUCAUCUUCACUGAACCCUAUUACUACUUACGAGGUCGCGAUUCCAAAGGACGAAAACGCGCCGAUGAUGGUGAGAAGAAAGUAGUACAAUUAGAGGCGGGUAUCAAAGAUUUGGAUGAGGACGAAAUAAAAUUUGAGGAUGACGAUGUGAAAGAGGAAAGACGACGGGUGAUUGAAAGUGCUUACGAUCCUGAAUCACCGUUGGUGAUGAAGAGAAUGAGAAAAGUAUAUCCAAGUGGAAAGUUAGCAGUCAAAGAUGUUACUUUUGCUGUGGAUAAAAAUAUUAUUUUCGGGCUUUUGGGGCCUAACGGUGCAGGGAAGACGACCUUGAUCUCAAUCCUCACAGGACUCUACAAACCUUCAUCCGGUUCCGCUUCAAUUAACAAGUUUGACAUUCAUACUCAGAUGCAAAGAGUUUAUAUGUCCGUCGGUGUAUGCCCGCAACACGACAUUCUCUGGGACGACUUGACCGUCAGUGAACAUUUGCUCUUUUACGCUCGGCUCAAAGGUGUUCCUGCCUCCCAAGAAAAAUUGGUCUUACAGGUUGCUUUGCGACAAGUGAGAUUAGAAUCGUUAAAGGAGCGUUUAUCCAAAAGGCUGAGUGGUGGUGAAAAGCGUCGACUUUCCAUUGCCAUUGCGUUGAUUGGUAGUCCCGCUGUAGUAUUCUUGGAUGAACCGACCACGGGUUUGGAUCCGGAGGUGAGGAGAAUGAUAUGGAAUAUAGUGAAUGAUGCGAAAAAGGGAAGAACCAUUGUGCUGACCACGCACAGUAUGGAAGAGGCAGAAGUGUUGUGUAAUAGGAUUGGUAUAAUGGCUAAGGGAACCUUGAGAUGUAUUGGACCACAGUUGAGGCUGAAAGAACUUUACGGACGAGGAUUCAGGUUAUCAUUUAGUUGCAAAGCGAAGAAUGUCGAAAGGGCUACUGCCUAUAUUGAAUCUCUUUUACCUGAAUCAGCAAAAAAGCUUGACUCAUUUGUCACCAAUGUGUCAUAUGAAUUCUACCCAGAACCUGGCUUGAUAGCUCGGCUAUUCGAAGAGAUUGAGAAACACAAAAAAGAACACGGGGUUGAUGAUUGGGGGCUGGAAGAGGUAUUCUUGAGAAUUAUUAGUGAAGCCGACGCAGAAGCCGAAUAA